Ailuropoda melanoleuca (giant panda) is the source of this 771-nucleotide messenger RNA. RefSeq names its product eEF1A lysine and N-terminal methyltransferase-like. The transcript has 2 exons. Lineage: Eukaryota; Metazoa; Chordata; Mammalia; Carnivora; Ursidae. The record is from RefSeq and is a predicted model, not a curated record. The coding region runs from base 307 to 585 and encodes 92 amino acids.
GGUACCCGGAUAUGAUUGCUGCGUCCGCAACCCCGCUCUGAGGGAGUGUGAGGGGCUCGGCGCGUGGGCCUGGGGCUGUGAGCCCGGCGGACGGGUGACCGGGUAUUAGGUUCAGUGUCUCGCGCGUGGGGCUGACGUGUGAGCUCAUCCCUGUGGGUUUUGAGCGAGGGAUAAGUCAGUGUGGUUGUCUGUCGUGGGAAGAACUCCGCGGCAGGGUGCCGGCGCCGGCGUGUGUGGAAGCCCCACCGAUGGUACCUCAGAGGGCGAGUAGCAGAGCCGUGAGGACGCAGCUCGGACAGUGACAGUAUGAACCUCUUACCCAAGAGCUCCAGGGAGUUCGGCUCCGUUGACUACUGGGAGAGGUUCUUCCAGCAGCGGGGAAAGAGAGCUUUCGAGUGGUAUGGGAGCUACCUGGAGCUGUGCGGGGUGCUGCACAAGUACAUCAAACCCAGGGAGAAGCCCAGAAGAAACGGAAAAAGGACAGGAAGAAACAGCGGCCUGCUGACACUCCAGAGGACCUCCCUGCAGCCCCAGGGCAGUCCAUUGACAAGAGUUACCUGUGCUGUGAACACCACAAAGCAAUGAUUGCCGGCCUUGCCCUGCUGAGAAACCCGGAGCUGCUCCUUGGUGAGGGAGACGCCACUGCCUUCCACAGGAGGGGGCGUGUUAAGAUUACAGCUGUCUUGUGGUUUGAGCACAGCGAUUACAGACCGACACAUGCACAUAUCUUCAUAGUUUUCUUCUUCCCAAUCUUCUUCUAAGUUAAUAAAC